Messenger RNA from Astrephomene gubernaculifera, 3529 nucleotides. NCBI's taxonomy places the organism in Eukaryota, Viridiplantae, Chlorophyta, Chlorophyceae, Chlamydomonadales, Astrephomenaceae. The record is from the annotation of a GenBank genome assembly.
CAAGCACUUACUUGUGCGCGUUCCUCAAUUGCGUUGUGGAGAAUUUUUUACUAAAUAGUGCUAGGUGCACUCAUGGAACAGUAGAACCCUGGGGGACAACCGCAUAGCGCAGAAACAUGGAAGCCCGAAAUCUUGAGGUACUCAAGGAGGUCAAGUACAGAGCGGAUAAGCCAGGCGUGGCCGUCAAGCUCACCCUUCCCUCUCCUCCAAAACAUCCAUCCUCUACGACAACAAAGCAACCACCACCGUCAUCAUCCGCCGUACAUGCCGGUGUCGUACUGGCCCACGGCGCCGGCGGAGACAUGGACAGCGGUCACCUGCCGGCCCUAGCAGCUGCCCUGGCGGCUGCGGGCGUGACGUGUGUGCGCUUCACCUGCCGUACACCCCACCUGCCCACCCGCGUGGAGGCGUUCCGAGCUGUGUUGCGAGCUGCUGCGGGGGGCAGCUGGCGGGAGACGGCGGGCGUGCGGACCUGGGUGGCGGCGGGGCACUCCAUGGGCGGCCGGGCCGCUUGCGUGGUUGCGCAUGAGGCGUCGGAAGACCGGCGGGCGGCUGCGGCUGGGGAGCAGCAACAGCAGCAACAGCAGCAACAGCAGCAACAGCAGCAACAGCAGGGGCAGGCGGGGCAGCAGCAGCAGCAGCAACGACAACUGCAGCAGCUGGGGGAGAAGGCAAGGGAAACAGGGAAGGAGCCAGCUGGGCAGCAGCAACAGGAGGAGGAGGGUCAGGACCAGAAGCCACCCCCGCCGGCGCAGCAGCAGCAGCAGCAGCAGGGGCGAGCACGACGGUCCGGGCGGCAGUCGGUGGCGAAGGAGAAGGAGGAGGAGAAGCAGGGGAAGAAGGCAGGGGCACACAGGAAGCGGAAACGGCGCGAUUCUUCCACCGAAGAAGACGGCGGUAAUGGGGGCGGCGCUCACGGCGCCGCGCACACCACAGCAGUGGCAGCGGCUGCAGCGGCAGGGGCAGGGGCGGGAGCAGGAGCAGGGGCAACAGCAGCUGCAGGGCUACCGGCGGUGCCGGUGGCUGGUGUGGUGCUGUUGUCGUAUCCGCUGCACCCGCCUGACAAGCCGUCCGAGCUGCGUGACGACCCGCUGUGCCGGCUGGGCUGCCCGGUGCUGUUCGUUAGCGGCAGCCGGGACCCCUUCAGUCGCCCGGAGGUGUUCGGAGGGGUGCUGGGCCGCAUGGCGGGCAGCGAUGUGCGGGUGCAUGCAAUGGAGGGCGGUGACCAUGGUUUGGUCCUGCCACGGAGAAAGGCAGUAGCAGCAGCGGCAGCAGGGGAAGGAGGAGGAGGAGGGGCAGGAGGCAGCAAGAGGAGGAAAAGGGGCCGAAGCGAGGAGGGUGAGGCUGCAGAGGAGGAUGGCAGCGAGGAGGCGGUGGCGACGACAGUGGGCGGCGGCAAGCUGCAAAGCGAGCAGGAAGCGGCGCUGGAUGCGGCUUUCCGUGCCGUGAUCGCUUUCGUGAAGGAGCUUGCGCGCGCGCCUCCUCAAUCCACGAAGGAGUAGGGCUAGCUGGAUAGUACUGCCAAGAGGUGGUGUGCGGUACUAUCGUGUGCCGUACACAAUUGCUCACACUAGGCCCAGCCCUUGGAGCAGCAGAGUGUUGGUUUGGAUUUAACAAGCUUAUAUGGUAGUUCUCUUUAUACUGCAUCGUGGUUAUCCGUGCGUAAAUCGUUAGCACAGUUGUUAGCACAGCAGCUCUGCAACUAGCGUAACAUAUAUGGAUAUCUAAGCUAUAGUGCUACUUAUGGUAGACCUGGAACGACCUUCGAAGCGGGCCCGCUUUUUGGAUUGCGCCCCGCUUGCUGAGUCAACUGAGCACGCUAUGGCGGCAGACGGCCUUCCCGAGCUCGAAGCGAUAAGGCAGUCGGGCAACCAGCUUGCAUAUCUCCAAGCUCAGCUUGCCGCGACGGAGUCGCUGUACGCAGCUUACCAGGCGGAGUUCAACGCCCUGGCGGGGCAACUUGGGAAUGUGAAGCGGAUGCAUCAGCGCUGCGGGAAGCCAAUCUGGAAGGAUGACUGCCAAACUGCUAUUACUCCGAAGGGACGCAAGCACCAGCAACAGCCGUCAUCCCCCCGCGCCGGUCCCACCGAGCAAGCAACCUUCUCGGACAUCGAAGACGAGGUAUUAACACUGUACCCUGACGAGGAACCCUCGGACUCACCAGCGGAGAUCCUGGGCGACGCCGGCGGCGUUGGCGACGGAGCUGCAGCAGCAGCAAUAACAGCAGCAGCAGCGGCGGAUGAGGCGUGUGGUGCAGCAGCAGCUGCUGCUGCCGGGCGGGAUGGGCUGCUGGCGGGUGCGGGCGGGCGGUUAGGGGCGCUGGAGGCGACAUGCAGCGCGGUGGCUCAGGAGGACAUGGAGGCACAAGGCGCGCUGGCCUGCCUGGCUGGUCGGGUGGGCAAGUACUACCUGCGCAGUGUGGUGGUGACGCUGGGUCGGCCCACGGAGUCCAAGGGGGAGGUGGAUGUGGACCUGGGGCCGGAGGAGGGGCCCGGGGCAGCGGCAGCGGGGACAGGGGCUGGAGGGGGAGGAGGAAGUGGAGGCGGACAGGCUGCAGCGACGCCGGCAGCUGGGGCGCCAGCAGCAGCAGCCGCAGCCGCAGGUGGCCAGCAGCAGCGCGGGGGGCACCGAGUGAGUCGGCGGCAGGCGCUCAUCCGGCUGGGCCCGGACGGGCAGUUCCGGCUGACCAACAUGGGGCGGCAGGCGGUGCGGGUGAACGACGUCACGGUGCUCCAGAACCAGACGGUGGCGCUGCCGCACCUGAGUCUGCUGCAGGUGGCGGAGGUGCGGCUGCUGUUCCUGGCAAACAUGGCGGCGGUGGGGCGGGUGGUGCGCCGCUCGGCGGCACUUGUUCUAUAAGGCGGCGGCGGCGGCGGAGGCUGGUGCUGUAGAGGGGGUUGGUGUUGUAGAGGAGGAGGGGGUACAUACUCUGGCUGUUUGGGAGCAGCUAAAUUGUGGUGGUUGUGCUCUUGGGGGGUGUAUUACGGUAUGCAUGGCUUGUUAACGUCCCGACAUGCUACGACGACUGACCGGUGCGCGUUGCUGGAUGAGGGGUGGAUGAGGGGUGACAGAUGGGGGGAGGAAGCAUGCUGCUGUGGUGGUGCGCAAGAGUUGGGCACAAGCAAGUGUACAUAGGAAGAUACGAUGUGGGAGCGGAUGUCUGGUGGACUCGGUGCAGCCACCGGUGUACAGUAGGAGGUGGGGGUGGAGGCUGCGUGGCGAGACCGGUUGGCGGGGACGCACAUGUGUAUAGUUGGCGGUGGUUUCGGCCGCUGAAAUGCGGUGGAGCCAUAGGGAGGGUCGUAGAACACACCAUGGGCGGAAGGAGCUGGGGAGGGGUGCUGUCUUGCUGCCAUCACCAGAGCUCUUUUCUUUAUGACAUUCACUCGGCAAGUUUCAUGCGGCAGCAGGGAAGUGUCGGACGCAUACGGUAAUGCGGCAAGGAAGGUAAAGUGCGGUGUACUGUGGUGUCAGCUUCUGUUGCAACAACACCGGUAGAGAUGAGCAGUUGCAGCUGCAACACCUUGAC